Messenger RNA from Canariomyces notabilis, 531 nucleotides. RefSeq lists its product as uncharacterized. The record is from RefSeq and is a predicted model, not a curated record. Lineage: Eukaryota; Fungi; Ascomycota; Sordariomycetes; Sordariales; Chaetomiaceae. The transcript has a single exon. Bases 1 to 531 code for a protein of 176 amino acids.
AUGGAGCAGCCAAACAACAACACCAGCCCAUUCCCUUCCUCCACCCCAGCAACAACCACAACAUUCAGCGCCCGCCGCGCAGCACUCAACCCCGAGUUCGAAGCCAAACUGGCGCAGAUGUCUCAGCAGCUGGCCCCCCUGGUGCAGCUGACGACGGGGGCGGUGCACCCGGAUUUUCCCCGGAACCUGCUGGCCUUUUGGCUGCUGACUGACUCCCAGCUCGAGUCGCUGGCCCACUUCUACCACCAGCGCACUCCCGGUCCCUACACCGACCAGUACCCGUGCCCCGUCUCGUGGCCGCCUGGUUUAACGCUCGAGGAGAAGCGGCGCAAGCUGGGCAAGUUCAUCGGCCUGCGCGGCUGUGACACGCCGCUUGCGGAGAUUGUGGGCCAUGAGGUGGGUAGUAUGAUCGCGAGGAGUGAGGAGGAGAUCCGUGAGGCUGCUCGCAUGGGGACGGAGAAUGGUGGGAAUAGUAGGCGGCAGAGGGUUAGUGAGGAGGAGGAGAUUAGACGGAAGAUGGGGUGGUAUUAA